AUGGUCCCAAAGGACUUCAAAGCCCCUGACAUGCCCCCGUACGACGGAACAUUCGACCCAAGCCAUCAUCUCAGCAACUUUAGAAGCCAGAUGUAUCUCACGGACGCCUCGGACGCUACUCACUGCAAGGCCUUCCCAACCACUCUCACCAAAACGGCCAUAAAGUGGUUCGACAGCCUAUCCCCAAGGUCGAUUACAAAAUUUGUUGAUCUCGCCAAGAAGUUCCUAGCCAGGUUCUCUAUUCAAAGAGACAAAGCCAAACAUGCUCUAAGCCUGUUGGGAAUCAAACAAGGAGACCAGGAAAGCCUCCGAAACUACAUGGAAAGAUUUAAUAAGGCAUGCCUCGAUAUACAAAACCUCCCUACAGAAGCAGUAAUUGUGGGACUUAUCAACGGCCUGCGAGAGGGACCCUUCAGCCAAUCUAUAUCCAAGAAACACCUUGCGUCCUUAAACGAGGUACAAGAGCAGGCCGAAAAAUACAUUAACAUGGAGGAGAACUCUCGACUAGGGGAAACCUCUAAAACUAGCUCCUCCUACCCAUCUCGGGACAAGGACAAAGAGCCAAGAAAAAAGGAGGAUCAACCCACAGAAAAACCUAGUAAGUACCAUAACUAUACCCCCUUCGGGUUUCCCUCGUAG
This is a messenger RNA of Arachis ipaensis, 639 nucleotides long. Lineage: Eukaryota; Viridiplantae; Streptophyta; Magnoliopsida; Fabales; Fabaceae. The record is from RefSeq and is a predicted model, not a curated record.